GGGGUUAAGGAAUAAUUACUUCCAAAUAUCUAAAAACUGAACAGCAGUUCAAUAGUAACAUAACGCAGGGUACUGAAAGUUUGUGUAAGCCGUAGCUAGUUGACGUUAGCUAACACUUUGCUAGCUAGCUACAGCAGUUUUUUAUUAUAUUAGCUUUGUGGGCGGCUAGCUAGCAGCGAGUCUGUGAGAACUGAGAUUACCUCGGAUACACAGCAUUGAAACCACGCUAUAAUUUAUUUAAUAAGAGUCAGUGUCUUAUUUUUAAAAAGUAUUUAGUAUUUAUUUAGUAGUUGGAUUGUAUGCUAUGAGAAUACACAGGCUCGCGCUUUAAGGACGUCCCAACUAUGUCAUCUAACCUACACUAGCAUUCUAGCUAACGUAAUGUUUGUUUAUUUAUUUAUUUAUUUUUGAGCAGUUUAAAGUUGUGUUGAAUAAUUAAAUGAGUAGAGCUACACGGAUAUUUAUUCAUUUUACCACAUACAUCCUUAUACACCCUGUUGAGUAGGGGUGUUACGGUUUGAAAAUUUCACGGUCGAGAAUUGAAUGGAUACACCAGAACGCAGCCUGUUGAUGCUUUUCUGUCUCUGAACAUCUGGUGAGAUCGUUUUAAAGAGGCUCAGAGACGAGGGAGGUCAGUCAGGAUGUCGAUCACGAACACGCCGACCAGUAACGACGCCUGCCUGAGCAUCGUGCACAGCCUGAUGUGCCACAGGCAGGGCGGCGAGAGCGAGACUUUCGCCAAACGAGCCAUCGAGAGCCUGGUGAAAAAGCUGAAAGAGAAGAAAGAUGAACUUGACUCACUCAUCACAGCCAUCACCACCAACGGGGCUCAUCCCAGCAAGUGUGUGACCAUCCAGCGCACUCUGGAUGGCCGGCUUCAGGUGGCUGGACGUAAAGGUUUCCCUCACGUGAUCUAUGCCCGCCUGUGGCGGUGGCCCGACCUCCACAAGAACGAGUUGAAGCACGUCAAAUACUGCCAGUUUGCUUUCGACCUGAAGUGUGAUAGUGUCUGCGUGAACCCUUACCACUACGAGCGGGUGGUUUCACCAGGUAUAGACCUCUCUGGACUUACACUGUCGGGUACUGGUUCCUCUGGCCUCAUGGUCAAAGACGAGUAUGACUAUGAUUGCCCAUCAUCUUUACCCAGUUCUGAGGGCCACAUCCAGACCAUCCAGCACCCUCCUACGAGACCCAUGCCUGAGCCGGCCUUCAGCAGUCCUGCCCUACUCCCUCCCGCUGAAGGCAGCAGCUCGGCCUCCACCUCUGCCUUCUCCAGUAUCCCAGUGGGAUCUUCAACUCAGCCCAGUAUUCUCUCAGGGAGCCGUAGCAGCGAGGGGCUGCUACAGAUUGCUUCGGGAACAGGGCAGGGGACGCAGCAGAAUGGCUUUCCCCCAGGCAACUCCUCCACUUACCAUCACAAUGCAACCUCCACUUGGACAAGAAGCAGCAGUUUCACUCCCAGUGUGCCUCCACAACAAAAUGGCCAUAUACAACAUCAUCCACCCAUGCACCAUCCAGGACACUACUGGCCUGUACACAAUGAAAUAGCAUUUCAGCCACCUAUUUCAAACCACCCAGCUCCCGAGUACUGGUGCUCCAUUGCCUACUUUGAGAUGGAUGUGCAGGUCGGUGAGACUUUUAAGGUUCCCUCAAACUGCCCCAUUGUGACCGUGGAUGGCUAUGUGGACCCAUCAGGAGGAGACCGCUUUUGUCUGGGCCAGCUAAGCAACGUGCACAGAACUGAGGCCAUCGAAAGAGCAAGGCUGCACAUUGGUAAGGGCGUCCAGCUGGAAUGUAAAGGUGAGGGUGACGUGUGGGUGCGCUGCCUCAGUGACCACGCCGUCUUCGUGCAGAGCUACUACUUGGAUCGAGAGGCUGGCCGUGCCCCUGGAGACGCCGUGCAUAAGAUCUACCCGAGUGCAUACAUCAAGGUAUUUGACCUGCGUCAGUGCCACCGGCAGAUGCAGCAGCAGGCGGCUACGGCUCAGGCAGCGGCUGCAGCUCAGGCAGCGGCGGUGGCUGGAAACAUCCCCGGACCUGGAUCUGUGGGCGGCAUCGCCCCCGCAAUCAGUCUGUCUGCAGCCGCUGGCAUCGGUGUGGACGAUCUGCGCAGGCUGUGCAUCCUGCGCAUGAGCUUCGUGAAAGGCUGGGGUCCCGAUUACCCAAGGCAGAGCAUUAAGGAGACACCAUGCUGGAUUGAGAUCCACCUGCACCGGGCCCUGCAGCUGCUGGACGAGGUGCUGCACACUAUGCCCAUAGCUGACCCACAGCCGCUGGACUGAGCACAACAUUGUCUCUCUCUCUCUCUCCCUGUUAGAGCCAGGCACUGAACUGAGCGAGGUUUUGUUUUUCCACAAUCAGGUAACUAAUGCCGAUGAACUGUGCGAUAGUGUGGAUGAGUUCAGAGAUGACCCUCAGCCUCUUGUUAAACAAAAGGCGACAUCAAGGAUGUUGACACAACACAAAUUUGACUUUUUAAUAGGAAAUAACAGUGGAAAGAUGCUCCAUGAUUUCAUCCAAACACCUUAUUGUUGCUGUUCUUCUGAAGGCCCCAACGGUGCAAAAGUUGUAUUAACAAACAAGGAAUCAAAUUGUGAGCAUUAUGUGAGGAAAUGGUUUACGCUCUCUAUAUUAUAAACCCAGGAAGAGCAUAAUGGACAUAACUGCUUCUUUAUAUAGACUGAAGGUGUUUUUACAGAAUUCAUGGAUGUAGUUUCCACAGUCUGCAACACACAAAGAUGUUCAGGGACAUUUUGUGCAUGUCAGUGCUACCAGAAACUAAUCACUGCUUUACAGGGCAAUGUUUAAUGAAUUACAUUUAUGCCAUAUUGGGCCAUGAUGAAGUUACUGACCUGUGUAUUAAUAUAGUGCAGGACCUAGGCCUUUCUCAAGAACUAUAAAACCACUUGCAGGUUUUCUUUUUUUUUCUUUUUUCUUUUUUUGCCGCAGUUUGUAAAUUUCGGAGCCCUCUGCUUCUUUUUCCCCAGACUAACCCCACAUCCUCUGUUGAAAGCAUGUUGGUUUCCAGAGUCAAAUUUUAGGAAGGAAAAAAAAAAAAAAGCAGAGAACUGAGCAGCCCUGUAACAGCAGGGAUCUAAGUUAGGUUCACGGCAGAAAAAUGUAAGCAGAAGUCUAAAAUUUAAUGAACUAGCCUCAGUGACAAUAUUGCAAAUCACAGCUUUUCUAAAAUAUUGUAAAAAUAUACAGGAUUGUAUCACCUGGAGAUGACAGACUGCACCUUUAACUGCUGUUUCAUACAUUGAGCCAUCCCUUAGCUUAUUAAACCAUGUAGCAUUUAUUUUUCCCCCCCUGCUGGAAUGAAGUAAAGCAAUUGUAACUAGUUUAAACCCUGACAUUUUCUAAAAUACAGUAUGUAACCACAUUGUACUACAGGCAAGAGAUAGGAAGAUUGAGGGGAAGCGAUAAAAACGUAUUUUGCAAUAUAAAGCUGUUAAGAUAGGCAGGGUGAUCAGCUUGUAUGGGCGCAAUAGUGUUUUUUUUUUUUUUUUUUUUUUUAAAUCUAAAUCAUUACCAGUUAAUAUAGCACUUUAUUAAAGUUUUCAUUUUCCCUCCCUUCCUAAUUUCUCCUCUAACAUUUAUCACAGCCAUGUUCCAACCUGUGACACCUUAAGGUUUUAUUAGUGGGACAUUAAACUCUCACUAGGGUUCAUUCACAGCUUCAUGACUCAACAUUAACAGAUUUUUUUUAAAUAAUAAUACCCAUACCUCUGUGCUUUGUAUGUCUAAAUGCAUGUUGAAAGGGCUUGUGGUGAUUUCCACUUCAUACAAACUUCUUGGCCUUGAAGCAAGCCUCGUAAGGAUACCUCUCUCUCUCACUCUUCUCUGAAGAACCAAACUCAUACCUUUUUACCUUUCUUACCUUUUUAAAUUCCCAUCCUUCUCAGUGAAUAAAUCUCAUCAGUGUGUUAAUUAGAAUGAAACUAGAAAACGAACAUGUUUUCUAUGCGAGCAGGAAGCCAUAUGAAAUGAGAGAACAGAGAAUAAGGUCAGUAUUACUUAAAGCCUGUGUAUGUAUGUCCUGGCUCUUUUGCUUUAAGUACAAACUGACGGAGUUUAGACAAUCCUGUCGGCAUGGCCUCUCUUAGUGGUCUCACCUAGAAUGAUUCCUUUUGCUACUUUUACAAUAUGCAGCCUGAUGUUCUAUAGCAAUUUGUAUUGAAAAGAGAAAGAUGAUUGCAGUUUCCAUAGGAACACUUGUUCUUUCAGGUAGAUAAUCGAUUUUAUCAGUUAACUGAAAUAUAUUUCAAAGUAGGAUGUUGAACAAUUUCUGCUGUCUUGUGUGUUUUUUUUUAAGUUUGGUUCCACUUUAUACAUAUUCCUGCCAUACUAAAAUUUUGAUAUCCAUUUAGGGCUGGGCGAUAUGAAAAAAUUGUAUCCAAGUAAUUUAACAUCAUGAAGUGAAGCCCUGUGACUAUUGUCAGGUGAUGUUGUAUCUGUUACUCACUGCAACAAGUGUUUGAGUGUUGAAAUCUAUCGUGCCCCAUCCUUUUCCUUGUUACAAAUGUUGGAUGAAAAAUGUCAGAAUUUAGUUUUGCGGUCAUUCUCAUUGUUUUGCUGGUACCUGGUUGGCAAAACCUUAGCCCAACACCUGGUUUUAUCAAACACUUGAGUUAAAUUGGAUCAUUUAGUCAUCGUUUAGUCAUCAGCCAAUCCUGUGGCAGGUCAAGAGCUUCAGUUAAUGUUCAUAUCAAACACCAGAUUGGGCAAAAUGGUCUCAGUGACUUUGACUCUGGCAUUGUUGUUGGUGGCAGACAGGCUGGUUUGAGCAUUCCUGGGAUUUUCACACAGAGCAUUCUCUAGAAUUUACACAGAAUGGUACAAAAACAAAAAAAAACAUCCAGUGAGCUAAAUAGCAGUGAGUUGAGAAGGUCAGACUGGUUCAAGCUGACUGGAAGACUGCGGUAACUCAACCACUCUUUACGUCCAUGGUGAGCAGAAAAUCAAAGAAUACAGUAUUUUCCAAUUCAUGUGGCCAGUGUGAGUGUAUAUGUGGUAGAAAGCAUUCCAAAAUGUUCAUCAAAAUCUGUCUGUUUUUAUAUUCUGUUUGUGUAGUGCUUUGUAAGUUUGUCAUGAGGCCAGGGUGGUGAUCACGAAAUGCUGCAUCUUAAGCAUGGGUAAAGCUAGCAAUACCAGCGGUGAGACAGAUCUUUCAACAAGGAAAAGUUUAUUAAUUGAAAGACAAGCCACAAGUAAGUAAACAACACUAAGAAGCUAGCCUGAGCUCAAGUCUGAAAUAUUCAGAAAAACCAAACUACAUGUGUCUUGGAUAGUUCUUCUAUUUUUCCUCAUAAAUGACACACUAAAUGUUAAUAUAUGCCUUUAUAAAUAUAAAAGUUCCCCAGUUUUGUCAUCCUUCAUGUAAAAUACACAAUACAAAUCACUCUACACAUAUUGGUUAGCUCUUACCAAUUUUUCAGAGAAUAUAAUUUACUAAGAGAAAUUGGAACAACACACAAAAAAGAACAAAAAAAAUACAAAUUGUAUGUAUAUGUAAAGUACAAUACAUUGUCCAAAAAGAGAAAGCGGGCAGAAAAGAAUCACAAUGUACACUUUAGUGGUUAAAGAAAGGGCGAGUAAAUAAAUAACCAUCCGUUUUAGCUCAAUAUUUACAACUAAGACUGCUUUUCCGAGCAGAGUCGCUCGGGAGUACCACAAUGCUUGUGCUUGCAUUAGAACGCGCUACAGCAGGCCACGGCGCACUACGUAAACUGUCAAAUGGCACUUAAAAUAUUCCCAAAGCAUAAAGAAAUUAAAAACAAUCACAAUCACGCUACAAAUAAUAGAAAGAGGAAAGAAAAAGAAA
Pangasianodon hypophthalmus (striped catfish) is the source of this 5824-nucleotide messenger RNA. It is a transcript of the gene smad4a, whose product is annotated as SMAD family member 4a. The record is from RefSeq and is a predicted model, not a curated record. Gene Ontology annotation, cellular component: heteromeric SMAD protein complex. The transcript is spliced from 12 exons. NCBI's taxonomy places the organism in Eukaryota, Metazoa, Chordata, Actinopteri, Siluriformes, Pangasiidae. Gene Ontology annotation, molecular function: DNA-binding transcription factor activity, RNA polymerase II-specific; I-SMAD binding; RNA polymerase II cis-regulatory region sequence-specific DNA binding. Bases 642 to 2282 code for a protein of 546 amino acids. Gene Ontology annotation, biological process: anatomical structure morphogenesis; BMP signaling pathway; SMAD protein signal transduction.